Molecule: messenger RNA, 774 nt
Organism: Hydra vulgaris (swiftwater hydra)
Lineage: Eukaryota; Metazoa; Cnidaria; Hydrozoa; Anthoathecata; Hydridae
Product: large ribosomal subunit protein eL21
Biological process (GO): translation
Cellular component (GO): cytosolic large ribosomal subunit; ribosome
Molecular function (GO): structural constituent of ribosome
Source: RefSeq, a predicted model, not a curated record
UGCCUGUUCUUAGGUGACAACUACUAAAAUGAAUAUAUUUUAAAAAGAUUAUUUAUUAAAAGCAAAUUUUAUUUUAUUUUCGCUGUUGUUGAUUUCCGAAAUUAGGAGUUCGAAGGCUUAGCAAGUAAAGAAGAUGACUAACCCUAAAGGAAAACGCAGAGGAACUCGAUAUCUAUUCUCAAAAAAAUUUAGAAAACAUGGUGUCGAACAUUUAUCAACAUACUUAAAAACUUAUAAAGUUGGAGACAUAGUUGAUGUAAAGGGAAAUGGUGCUAUUCAAAAAGGUAUGCCAUACAAAUUUUACCAUGGAAAGACAGGGAGAGUUUUUAAUGUGACUAAAAGUGCAGUUGGAGUAGUUGUAAACAAGCAAUUAGGGAACCGAAUAAUUCCAAAAAAGAUUAAUGUUCGUAUUGAACAUGUCAAACAUUCUAAAUGCCGAGAUGAUUUUCUAAGACGUGUUAAAGAGAAUGAGGUAAAGAAGAGGGCUGCUAAAGCAACAGGAGCUAAAGUUGACUGCAGGCGACAACCCGUAUUGCCGCGUGAAGCUCACUUCGUUUCAUCAAAGAAUAACGCGCCAAUAUUGGUCGAACCCAUUCCAUAUGAAUUUAUUAUUUAAAAUAUAUGUUCAUAUGGCAGAAUAUAUAUCGAAAAAAAAGUCUUUUGUUUGUUUGUUGCCGUUUUCAAUGCAAUAAAACGUUGCAAAAUACGUUUUAAGAAAUAGUUUUAAACUGUUUCUUGAUUAAUUAUCUAAAAAGAGAACUUACAGGGUUCCCA